AUGCUAUAUAAAAUGGAUCAUAGUUUCUGUAGACUUAAAGAUCUAGAUGAAAUAGCAUUUUGGAUCCGACCAAGAGUGAAUAAAACUGGGAAAACAGUGGUUGCUCUUCAAUUCGCUCCAGAUGAUGUUAAGUUUGCCCCUACGAUAGAAUACCAAAUUAAAAAGAGACUUAUUGGACACUGUGGAGGGUUUGAUCCUAGUCAAUCUUUUAGUGGGGGGGUACAGCUAGAAAUUGUUGUAUUGAGUGACUUGUUGAGUCCACCAUGCUGCAUAGAUAUACUUGGUGUAAAGAAGUGUUCUGCUAAUAUUCUUGUACACUUUGGGCACUCAUGCUUACAAGGUAUAAAUCAGUUUGAUAUACCUAUAAUGCUUGUUUUCCCAAAUGAAACUAAUAAUUUAUGCUGCGCUAUGGUUCUUGAAAAGUUGGGAGAUUUAAUAAGAAGUCAACUAAAUAAAGUAAAUUGUGAUGCAAUGCAUAAUAUAAUCAUUUCAUAUGACCUAGGUUUACAUAAUAUUUUCUUCCCUGAUGAUACACAGGAACUAUCUGAAGCUUUCGCUUUUUUGGAAGAGUUCCUAAAACUCCAGCUUUCUUCGACUAAUAUUUCUUUAUAUUUACUAGUUGCUCCUAAAACCCUCAAUUAUGGCACUAAUAUUUCACAUGUGAAUAUUUUUGGAAGGAAGAUAAGAUCUACUUCUUUUUCAGAGGAGUCUAUUGAUAAUAUUUAUGAUCUACUCCAAUCAGGUAAUACAAAAGAACAAAUGAAUCAUAAAAUAUAUCUAUUUCACUUGUAUUUAAAAAGUGCACUUAACGGAAACGGUUUCUUAGAAAGAUUUUCAGUUACUUAUGGCAGUUGCUGUUCUAUAUAUCCAUGUACUAUAAGUGAUGAUAACAUUAAUAUUGAUAAACUUAGAGAGGAUGAACUAGGAAGGUUAAUUUUGAAGCGUUUCAAUAUGAUAGAAAGUGCUAAGUUAAUGUCAAGUAGAGUUGGCUUAAUUGUAACUCCAAAUAUGAGUUCAAAUACUUGGAGAAUGUUAAAGAAAUAUAAGUCAAUACAAACAAGAAGGGAUAAACACUAUAUAAAUACAGAUACUAUCGAAUAUCUUGUCAUUGCAAUGUCUGGAAUAAAUGAAGUCAAACUUGGAAAUUUUCCAAGAAUUCAGGUAUUUUGUUAUAUUGGAUGUUUAGAAUACUUCUUUUCUUGUAUACUUAAAGAGCACGACAUUCGUUACCCCAUUAUUUUGACAUGCUUUGAAUAUGAAAUAUAUUUAGGAAUACGAGAAUGGUCAACAGUAUAUUUGGAUAUAGAUGAGAUGAUUUGUAAUGGGUACUACACACAAUUUCCUGAUACCUUGUGUAAGUUCACUACUGAGAUAGUGGAUAAACCCAAUGGUAGCUUGGCAAAUAGCAAUAUUUUGGAGAAGAUGGAUCCGGCUACAAAGUUGUUAUAUAGUACUUUAGUCUCUAAACGUUUAGAAAAUGGCUCAUUUUAUGGUUUAGACCCAAGCGAUGGGAUUGAUGUAAUCCCCAGAAUAUUGGUUGGUCAUAGUGGAAUUGCCUCCAUGUAUGCUCAAGAGUUGAAUAGUUUGUGA
Messenger RNA from Cryptosporidium muris RN66, 1590 nucleotides. RefSeq lists its product as uncharacterized. The coding region runs from base 1 to 1590 and encodes 529 amino acids. The transcript has a single exon. Gene Ontology annotation, biological process: protein histidyl modification to diphthamide. The record is from RefSeq and is a predicted model, not a curated record. Gene Ontology annotation, molecular function: 2-(3-amino-3-carboxypropyl)histidine synthase activity. NCBI's taxonomy places the organism in Eukaryota, Apicomplexa, Conoidasida, Eucoccidiorida, Cryptosporidiidae.